Molecule: messenger RNA, 2371 nt
Organism: Eleginops maclovinus (Patagonian blennie)
Lineage: Eukaryota; Metazoa; Chordata; Actinopteri; Perciformes; Eleginopidae
Gene: abcg2a
Product: ATP-binding cassette, sub-family G (WHITE), member 2a
Exons: 19
Coding region: 194-2140 (648 amino acids)
Biological process (GO): transmembrane transport
Cellular component (GO): plasma membrane
Molecular function (GO): ATP hydrolysis activity; riboflavin transmembrane transporter activity; ABC-type transporter activity
Source: RefSeq, a predicted model, not a curated record
AGAGAGAGAGAGAGAGAGAGAGAUGCACUCCUGCCUACUUCUCUUAUCAAGCCUUCAGUCAUUAAACUGGGUUUACCACACACACUCCUCACACACUCCUCACACGCACUGCAGUCUGGUCUGUCAGCUGCUGCUGCCGAUCUCAGUGGGGAUUGCUCAGCUUCAGAAGGGUUUCAGGAGGCAGAGGUAGAAGAUGUCUCAGGGCCGGGUGGCGAUAGACAUGGGGCUCAAUGGAGCCUCCAAACAACAGUCUGCAGGUUUGGGCCAGCAGCGACGCGGCGCCACCGUCAGCUUCCACAACAUCGACUACAAGGUGACCAUGGGAGGAAACUGCCUGUGUCGGAAGAAGGGGACGACCAAAGACAUCCUCAUUGACCUGAAUGGGAUCAUGAAGCCGGGUCUGAACGCCAUCAUGGGAGCGACAGGAAGUGGAAAAUCAUCGUUUCUGGACGUGUUGGCCGCGAGGAAGGACCCGGCCGGUCUGUCCGGAGAGGUUCUGAUCGACGGUGCUCACCAGCCUCCAAACUUCAAGUGUCUGUCGGGAUACGUGGUGCAGGACGACGUGGUGAUGGGGACUCUGACCGUGCGGGAGAACUUCACCUUCUCGGCGGCGCUGAGACUCCCCGCCGCCGUCUCUCAGAAGGAGAAGGAGCAGAAGGUGGAGACACUGAUUCAGGAGCUCGGGCUUGGACGGGUGGCCGACUCCAAGGUGGGCACUCAGCUGAUCCGGGGGAUCUCGGGGGGCGAGAGGAAGAGGACGAACAUCGGCAUGGAGCUGAUCAUCGACCCCCCCGUCCUCUUCCUGGACGAACCGACCACCGGCCUCGACGCCAGCACCGCCAACUCUGUCUUGCUGCUGCUAAAGAGGAUGGCUAACAGCGGGCGCACCAUCAUCCUCUCCAUCCACCAGCCCAGAUACUCCAUCUACCGUCUGUUCGACAGCCUCACGCUGCUGGUGCACGGCAAGCAGGUGUACCACGGCCCGGCUCAGACCGCUCUGGACUACUUCUCUGAAAUCGGAUACACCUGUGAGCCCCACAACAACCCAGCAGACUUCUUCCUGGACAUAAUCAACGGGGACUCCACCGCCGUCGCCCUCAAUAGCAAGGACGGAAGAGACGCUGACGUGCUGUCGACGUCGAUGCAGGGGAUCGAGGAUAAACUGGUGGAGGAAUACAGGAGCUGCAGCCACUACAGACAGACCAAAGCAGAGCUCGAGAGGAUAACGGAAGGGAAGAAGUCCUCCUCCUCCUCCUCCUCCUCUCGCUCAAGAACCAUCACCUACAACACCGGCUUCUUCACUCAGUUCCGAUGGGUUCUCAUAAGAACUUUCAAGAACCUCAUACUCAACCCGCAGACCUCCAUCGCUCAGGUAGCGGUGACGCUGUUCCUCGCUCUGAUCGUCGGAUUCAUUUUCUUCGGCGUCACGGACGAUCCGAGUGGGAUGCAGAACAGGAUGGGCGCCCUGUUCUUCGUCACGGUGAAUCAGUGCUUCAGCUCGCUGUCGUCCGCAGAGCUCUUCAUCUCAGAGAGGAAGCUCUUCAUUCAUGAGUACAUCAGCGGGUAUUACCGGGUGUCGGUCUACUUCCUGUGUAAGAUGCUGUCAGACAUCAUCACUCUGAGGACGAUCCCCGCCAUCGUGUUCAGCUGCGUGUCCUACUUCAUGAUCGGUCUGAAGCCCACGGUGGCGGCGUUCUUCACCUUCAUGUUCUCCGUCACCAUGGUUGCCUACACUGCCACCGCCAUGGCGCUCGCCAUCUCAGCUGACCAGACGGUGGUCGCCAUCGCCAACAUCUUCAUGACCAUCGCCUGCGUCUUCAUGAUGAUCUUCGCUGGUCUUCUCGUUAACCUGCCCUCCAUCGCCAGCUGGCUUGCCUGGCUCAAAUACUUCAGCAUCCCACGCUACGGCCUCGCUGCUCUGCAGGUCAACGAGUUCACGGGUCUGAAGUUCUGCGGCGGCUUCAACUCCACCAUCAUCCCACCGGGGAUCGCGUGUACAGGUGAGGAGUUUCUGGACAUUCAGGGAGUGGACUGGUCUGUUUGGGGUCUCUGGCAGAACCACGUGGCUCUGGGGGUCAUGACCUUCUGCUUCCUGACCAUCGCGUACCUCAAACUGCGCUUCAUUCGGAAGUUCACCUAGACCUUCAUCAUCACCUUCAUCAUCACUGUGAAGCCUGUGUGUGUGGCUCUGUGGGGUCGAUCUGUUCCCUCCGCUCUCACGCCGCAGUCUUCAGUGUGUUUGUUUGAUAAACUGAUUGAAUGAUUUAUUCUUUUUGCACGUCAAAGUUCAAGAGCCAAAGAAGUGAUUUUUUCACACAAAUGCAAAAGUAUUAUAUUUAUAAAUGUGUACAAAAUAAAAUACUGAAUUUGA